GCUACUUUCCACUUUCAGUUAUUAUUUAGGCAGAGCUACAAAGCCUUAUCGGACAUUAAAUUAUUUCAAAUUUCAAAUGUGAAUAGUUUAAGCAUUUCUUCAAUCCCUUUUGGUAGUUCGAAAUCUUAACUCAUUACGAAUAUUUCAAAUCAAGUGCUCAAAGUUGAUCAACAUUUGAAUUCACAAAAAUUUCCUCAGUCUCCCCUAAUUAUCCGAUUUUGCCAAAUGUUGUAUACUUUUACUAUCAAGUCCAUCGAUUCCAUUUUUGGAAAAGAAAUUCAAAAUUUCAAAAUUUUUGGGCCCCAAAUGGGGGGGGAGGAGGUCAAUUUUCAAUUUCGGUCAUCUACUCGAUAAACAAAACCUAUAUCCCAAGUUUCAUCAAAAUCUGUUGCUGUUGGAUAGAUUUGACUUAAGCAGUGUGGGAAUAAAAAAGUCCCAAAAUUAAUAAAAUGACAAAAUACCCGCAUAUGGUAUCUUCGCUGAUUUAUAUCGUUGAAACUUUGUUCUGGUCUUAACUGAAAGCGCUCAAAAAUCCAUAAAAAUAAUGUUAUUACAAAAUUCUGAAAUUUUCACUACCUUCUUCGUAAAUUGAGAUGACGGCAUGCGAAAAUCAAAGGGAAGUUAGUUACAGAAAAUAAUAUUUUGUCGGUCUUUUCAAUUUUAUGAUUUGCAUAGAUUAAUCAGGUGGGGGACGGGUUGUGAAACGACCGUUCCACUGGAUUAUUAUUAAGCUUCUGGUUUAUCAUUCAACUCUGAAUAUGAAUUAAACCUGAUAUAUCAUAUGUAAGGAAAAAAUAGGUGGGCCUCUCAACAGAAACAUUAUAAAAUCAAGCACCAAGACAGUCAAGAGAGAAAUGGCAAGCCAAACUCCUGGAAUCCAGUUGCUUCUGGCCGCCGAGCAGCGAACGGCCGUGCGAAUAGCAGAAGCAAAGAAGAAACGGAUAAAGAGACUGAAACAAGCAAAAGAAGAGGCACUGGCGGAGAUCGAGAUGUACAGAAUGGAAAGAGAGAAGAAACUGGAGGAGCUGAAAGCAGACCUAGAUAAAGUGAGAGAGAAGGACGCUGAGAAAAUCGAGAAGCAGACAAAGAUUAGAAUUGACAGAAUGCAGAAAUCUGUAGAUAGAAAUAGAAAGGAUGUUGUUGAUAAAAUAAUGGAACUAGUAUGCGAAGUAAGUAGCUGAUUGAUAAAAUAUCAAUUGAGGGAGCACAACAUAAUAAUUCUUCAAAAUCCGAAAUUUAUGUCUCCAUGUAGAAAUUCAUCAGUUGUGAGUGCGAGAAUAAACAAUAAAAUUGGAAUAAUGAUGAUUGUAUUAUUCAAGA
This is a messenger RNA of Nilaparvata lugens (brown planthopper), 1320 nucleotides long. Its product is annotated as V-type proton ATPase subunit G. Gene Ontology annotation, cellular component: vacuolar proton-transporting V-type ATPase complex. Gene Ontology annotation, biological process: proton transmembrane transport. Gene Ontology annotation, molecular function: proton-transporting ATPase activity, rotational mechanism. NCBI's taxonomy places the organism in Eukaryota, Metazoa, Arthropoda, Insecta, Hemiptera, Delphacidae. The transcript is spliced from 2 exons. The record is from RefSeq and is a predicted model, not a curated record. The coding region runs from base 855 to 1181 and encodes 108 amino acids.